GUGUGCUACGUGCCCCGUUUAAGCGUUGUUACUUUUGCGUUCUUUGGCGAGAACCGUUCCGCACGUGCGUGUUUUUCGCUGUGCGAUUAUUGCCGUCAAUGUAACGUGUAAGGAAGCACGUUUGGUUUCUGCGGAGGAUCGCGUCUGGGUUCGACCUUCCUUCCGAGAACAAACGCUCAACCGAACUCUUCUCUGCCACUCAAAAACGCCCCAGUUGACUUCGCGAUGUCUGAGAACGCGGCGCGUCUGAAUAAGUUCAAGAACAAGGGCAAGGACGCUAACGAACUGCGACGCAGGAGGGUCGAAGUCAACGUCGAACUUCGCAAAGCCAAGAAGGAAGACCAGCUCUUCAAGAGGAGGAACGUGUCCGCUCUCCCCGAGGAGGCCGCCUCUCCUCUGCAGGAGCACAGCCAGAACAGUCAGGCUGCCAAGCAGUGGAAGAUCGAAGAGAUCCUCGCCGGAGUGAACAGCAGUAAUCUUGACUCCCAGCUCCAAGCUACUCAAGCUACAAGGAAACUGCUGUCGCGUGAGAGGCAACCUCCCAUUGACCGCAUCAUCAGUGCAGGCCUGAUAAAAAAGUUUGUUGCCUUUCUCGGGCUGGAAGAUUGCCCUCCGAUCCAGUUUGAGGCUGCCUGGGCUCUGACCAACAUUGCCUCUGGGACGUCUGACCAGACGGGUGCUGUCGUGGAAGGCGGGGCCAUUCCUGCUUUCAUAGACCUUAUCAAUUCUUCUCAUCAACACAUCAGGGAGCAAGCUGUCUGGGCCCUUGGAAACAUUGCUGGUGAUGGGUCGGCACUCAGAGACAGAGUUAUCAAGCAUGGAGCUAUUGCCCCUCUGCUCACUCUGCUGGCUGUCCCUGACCUGUCUACUUUUACCUCUGGCUACCUGAGAAACAUCACCUGGACACUGUCGAACCUUUGCCGCAACAAGAACCCCUCACCUCCAAUCGCUGCUGUGGAGCAGAUCUUGCCCACCCUCAUUCGACUGCUUCACCACGAUGACAAGGAGGUUUUGGUUGACACAUGCUGGGCUAUGUCCUACCUGACAGAUGGUUCGAAUGACCGCAUUGACGUGGUGGUUAAGACGGGCAUGGUUCCCCGCCUGGUGCAGCUGCUUGGCUCUGGAGAGCUUUCGGUUGUGACCCCCUCACUGCGUGCCAUCGGAAACAUUGUGACUGGUACAGAUGAGCAGACCCAGGAGGUGCUAAAUUCUGGGGCCCUGGCCAUGUUCCCCCUGCUGCUGCAGCACCACAAGCCAAACAUUCAGAAGGAGGCAUCCUGGACUCUAUCCAACAUAACCGCAGGCAGGGACACCCAGAUCCAGGAGGUCAUCAAUGCUGGCCUCAUCCCUCACUUGAUUGAUGUGCUACGACGGGGUGACUACAAAACUCAGAAAGAGGCUGUGUGGGCUAUUACCAAUUUUACCAGUGGGGGCACUGUUGAGCAAGUGGUGUACCUCGUUCAAGCCAACGUUCUGGAGCCUCUUCUGAAUCUACUCAGUGCGAAAGACAGUAAAACUACCCUGGUCAUUUUGGAUGCUAUCACCAAUAUAUUUUUGGCCGGGGAUAAGAUUGGAGAAUCAGACAAGCUGUGCCUGAUGGUUGAAGAAUAUGGUGGGCUGGACAAGAUUGAAGCCCUGCAGUCCCAUGAGAACGAGCUGAUCUACAAAGCUGCUCUCAACCUGAUUGAGAAGUAUUUCUCCGAAGAGGAGGAGACCGUUGACUAUGUAGCUCCAGAAGUAACCACUGACGGCUAUGCAUUCCAGGUCAAUGAGAACCAGAGCACUUUCAACUUCUGAUGAAGCUUAUGUUUCGGUUUGAACUGUUUUCUCUGUCACUGUUUGUCUCUUUUUUAUGGCAAUGUCGGACCUCCUGUGUAUAUGUUUGUUGUUCGUACUGUUUUUACAAAUGUGACUGUAAAUAAAGGCUUCCCGGAUG
Messenger RNA from Lampris incognitus (smalleye Pacific opah), 1936 nucleotides. RefSeq names its product karyopherin alpha 2 (RAG cohort 1, importin alpha 1) (gene kpna2). The coding region runs from base 226 to 1797 and encodes 523 amino acids. Gene Ontology annotation, molecular function: nuclear import signal receptor activity; protein binding. Gene Ontology annotation, cellular component: nucleus; cytoplasm. Gene Ontology annotation, biological process: NLS-bearing protein import into nucleus. NCBI's taxonomy places the organism in Eukaryota, Metazoa, Chordata, Actinopteri, Lampriformes, Lampridae. The record is from RefSeq and is a predicted model, not a curated record. The transcript is spliced from 11 exons.